AUGUUUGUUUCACAUGAUAAGAAUCCUAGUAAAAAGAAAUUCCAGAAACCAAAUAUCCUUAGAAGGAAAGCAAUAGUUAAUAAGACAUCACUAGUGAAAAAUAAAAAAGCAACUGACUAUGAACCAUCAUCUGUAAAGUCAUUAUUGAAUACACCAUUUGAUCUAGACCCAAAGGAUAAGGAAAUAGAAUUAGAAAAUGUAACAAGAUAUCAAAAUAAUUGUACAGUUGGUGAUUCAGUGAGAUUGAAAACUGAUAACUCAGCUCAUUUAAACAAUACAGGAGAAACAUCUAUAGAAAAUGAUGUAACAUUAAAUGUUAAUGAUGAAGUACACACAACACAAUCUGUAAAUGUGGAAUCAUUUCUGUUAAGUGAUGUUGUGAAACAGAAUAUUCCUUUAUUUAACACAAAUAUAUCUCAGAAUAAGGAUGGGAUCCAGCAACAAAAAUGGUGUUUAGAUUACAAUCAGGAAUCACAGAAAAUUGUUAUUGAACAUUUUGAUAGUUCUCAAAUGAGUGGUCUCUACCAAGAACAGAAAUCAGAUGUUAUGAGUAUGAUGGUGCCAUUAUCAGCUGUGACCAGUAUACAAGAACCGCAAGUAGUUUAUAAUACAACAACUGCUCCUACAAAUGUACAACAGAUCUCUAUAGAGGAGUUGACUCAAGCACCUAUUAGAUUUAAGUGUGAUGUACAAGAUUGUAGUAAAGAGUUUCUGAGCGAACAGAAAUUAAAUAAACAUAAGAACACACACAACAAAGAUGGCGCCAAAGUUCCGAGACAGAUAACCGUAGGUUGUCCUGUUAAGAAGAUACAAGAUGGCGGCGCUGAAGAAGCUUGUGGCAGAAUAUUCCAUGUUAGAGAGGAUCUCAUUAAGCAUUUAAAUGAAGAGCAUACUAUUGAAGAAGCUGUACACAGAUGUCCGGAGUGCGGUCGUCGUUUCUUCUGGGCGUCAGGUCUUCGUGCUCAUGUUCGCGCCCACUCAGUCCGCGCCGGUCGCUCUGUGCUUGCUUGUCCUUGGCCGGGCUGCACGAGAGUGUUCAGACAACCCUGUAGAUUGAGGGAACACGCGCGAGCACAUACUGGAGACAAGCCAUAUCCUUGUGACUACCCGAACUGCGGCUGGUCGUUCCGUACAGCGAGUAAAUUAGUCCGUCACGCUCGUAGACACACGGGCGAGCGUCGCCACGUGUGUGGUGCGUGCGGGAGAGCGUUCCUUAGAAGGGAACACUUGAGGGACCACGCGGCUAGACAUCACGCGCCGCACGCACGACGGACACACGCCUGCCCGCACGCUGACUGCCAGCAAAGCUUUACAAACAUGAGCUCACUGUAUAUACACAUGAAGAAAGUUCACAAGAAAGAUGACAGUGAAACAACACAAGUUGUCCAGACUGUUGAAAACGAGGAAACACAGAACGUAGAGACGGAAAAUCUGUUUAUGGUAAGUCUGUUGGAGCCGAGUGAAACAAACAUUACGGAGGAACAAGUGUCUACGGAGGAAGGACAUUCAGCUCGUACACACUGCACCUGGCCUCUACCACCACGCACUGAAUACAAUGAUGCUUAUGUAUUAGAAGAUGUUCAGGUGGAACAAUCAGAAGCUUCAGAGAGUAACAUCUACACAGUGAGAAGUGAUCUCUUCCUACAUGGAAAUCUACUACACAAUGAAGACAGCGAACAGAUGUCUACAUGCGUGCACGUGUCAGAGUGUCAAGGCGAGGGUGACGGCGGGCAAAGAGCCGCCGACGGACUUUCAUUGGACGCUGAUCUACUGUUAGAUGCACCAUCCGUACAUCUUGAUCAGGAGGAGUUGUACACUGACGCGGUUGACGAAUCUUCUUUUCGAGUAUUUUUCCUCAGCGGUGAAGAGUUGGUUUAA
Molecule: messenger RNA, 1878 nt
Organism: Danaus chrysippus (African queen)
Lineage: Eukaryota; Metazoa; Arthropoda; Insecta; Lepidoptera; Nymphalidae
Source: the annotation of a GenBank genome assembly